Molecule: messenger RNA, 3111 nt
Organism: Penaeus indicus
Lineage: Eukaryota; Metazoa; Arthropoda; Malacostraca; Decapoda; Penaeidae
Product: transcription factor Sox-3-like
Exons: 5
Coding region: 406-1731 (441 amino acids)
Biological process (GO): regulation of DNA-templated transcription; anatomical structure morphogenesis; cell differentiation
Molecular function (GO): DNA-binding transcription factor activity, RNA polymerase II-specific; RNA polymerase II cis-regulatory region sequence-specific DNA binding
Source: RefSeq, a predicted model, not a curated record
CACAGUGAACGGACGUGUAUAGAGCGAGCUCUGUUGUGCCAUUCAUGUGAUCCGGGUUACUCUAGCCACAAUACAGUGAAUAGUGUAGAGUGGUGACAACAAGUGGUGCUGUAGGCGCUAACUAUCCCAGAAGCCGUGUGCUACUCUCAGAUACUCGUGUUGGCGUAGAGCCACGUGUAAAUGCAGUGCUAAACUUCCCUGUCUGCGACGAAGGACACCACCAUUGCCGGCGUGAAGGCGUACAGUGCCCUGGCAUCGGGCGCUGAGCAACCUACGGCGGUGGAGGGAACUCGGAGUGUGUGGGAGCGCCGGUGGGGGAGCAGACACGAGCCCAUAUCCUGCAAGGAGCCCCGGGAAGCCGCAACACUGGAGUACUACAGCAGCGCGGCCCUCAAGCCCUCCACCAUGCUGACCCUCGACCCUCCCGACCUCAAGGGCGGGAGCUUACACUCCGCACACCUCCCUCCCCACUCCUCCCAUUCCCAUUCCGUUCCCCACACUGUGUCCCACGCCCACCACAACUCCCACUCCCACACAUACUCCCUGUCCCACCAUUCCUCGUUGACGUCGCUCAAUUCGUCCCUCAGUUCGUCCCUGACGAGCCCCUCCCUGGCCUCCGUGGGCAGCAUGAGCGCCCACUCGCCGCCCCAGACACACGUCCCAACCCCCACCAACAACAACAACAGCAGCACAAACAACAACAACAACGGCUCCUCCACCAACAGCUCUAGCAACAGCACCAGCAACAGCAAGAGCAACGCGUCCUCCUCGAGCGCCGCCGCCGAGCGCGUCAAGCGGCCCAUGAACGCCUUCAUGGUGUGGUCGAGAGGCCAGAGACGCAAGAUGGCCCAGGAGAACCCCAAGAUGCACAACUCGGAGAUCUCGAAGCGCCUCGGGGCCGAGUGGAAGCUGCUGUCGGAGACGGAGAAGCGGCCGUUCAUCGACGAGGCCAAGAGACUGCGCGCCGUCCACAUGAAGGAACACCCCGACUACAAGUACAGACCUCGGCGGAAGACAAAGACCUUAAUGAAGAAGGACAAGUACCCCCUUGCUUCCGGCCUCCUCCCAACGGACCCCACCCGGCCCCCCGUGCAACAAGUGACCCGUGAUAUGUACAACAUGACCAACGGAUACAUGCCGAACGGAGACUACGGGGACUAUGGUGAGUGGCGCUACGGCUACGACAGCGCUGCGUACGGAGGCCAGGGCUACCCGUACAUGACAGGCCAGGUCUACGGCGGCUAUGACAUGACCCGCGGCUACUCUCCGACCUCGACUAGUACCCCCUCCUACAUGAACGGGUCGUACAGUUCAGCUAUGUACGCCUCUGCACCAUCGCCCUACUCCAUGAGCCAAAUGGCUUCGAUGGCCUCCGUGGGUUCGGUCGGUUCCGUGGGCUCCUCGGCGUCCCACUCCCCCACGCCCAUAAAGUCUGAGACGCCCACCCUCCCAGUGUCGUCCCCCGGAGCCUCGAUGCCUCCCUCAGCCAGCCACACCACUCCAGGUGAUUAUCCAACGGGUGUGAUGAAGCGGGAGUACGCGCCGGGCCAGCCGGGGCAGCAGGACCUGUCGCAGAUGAUCUCCAUGUACCUGCCGGGGUCCCAGGAGCGCCAUGAGCAGCAGAAGGCCGCCGCCGCCGCCGCCUACAUGUCCCACGCACACUACCACGCCCACGCCGCGACUUCCCCCGAGCAGAUGCCGCCCGCACCCAUGCCUCUCACCCACAUGUAACACGCGCGCCCCAGGACUUAAAUGUUUGUGAGGCCGCGCGCCCAUGCGAGCGGCAAAGGGCGAGGGCGAAGAGCGAGCGAGGGAGCCGCCGCCGCCGCCACGGAGCGCCGCCCGCGGAAGCCACCCACCUCCACCCACCACUGCCCAGGAUUUCCCUCGACGCGGGCGUGACGACUGCCGGGUGGGUGCACGGGCGCGUCCCCCAGUCCCGUCGGGCGCCGGGUACAGCGGCCGCCCGCCACGUCCCAGGCCCGCCGACGCCCUCAGGUCGCGGCGGCGCCCCCCGGGCCGGACGCCCGUCGGCCCGCCCGCGAGCGGCGAAGGGCGCGGGCGGCCAGCGUGUCACUUCGUACCAGUGAGGCUCGGCCCCUCCUCGGUAGCAGGAACUCUUUUGAAAUGUGAUAAUCGCAUAAAUGUAAUGUUAUGAUGAAUAAAAUAUUAAUAAUAUUAAUGGUGAGAAUAAUUAAAAAAGUGUGUAUGUAAUACUACGUUCUUAAUGCCAUAAUUUAUACGGACGUGUGUGUGUGUGUGUGUAUAUGCGUGUAAUGUCUGAGAGGUUCAGGCACAGUGUUAGCUAGAGGCGGCCAUGUGUACACGUGUGUGUGUAUGUGUGCACGCCCGGGGCGGCCGCUCUUGUACAUAUGGAAGUUUUGCGCCCCUGUACAUACCUCCCUCCCCCUCUCAUCCCCCUCCCCCUCCCUCACCGGACCGCCGCCGGCCCGUGUUCGCCGCCCGCACCCCGCCGCCCGCACCCUCGCCGCCCACUCCCCCCGGCCGCCCAUUCAUCGGCCGGCCGCCCACCUCUCGCCCGUCAAACCGCUUGCUGCCGCCUCUUCGCGCGGAGCAAACCCGGGCUGUCCGUGGGCCCCGCGGGCGUGGGUGAAUGGGCGGGCAGGAAGCGUGGGCGUGGAAAGGUGAACAUCCCACCUCUGGCGCCUCUCGCUGGCGGCGCAGCUGCGCAGCCGACGCCAGCCGGCUCGACGAGGCGCCGCCGAGACAGAAGCCGGACGCAGAGGGCGCCUCGAGAGCUGCCCGGAGGAGGCCAGGAACCCGUGCCCUUUUGCCCAUCUGCCGCGGCGUGGAUGGAUGCCACAAGAAGCGUGGCCUGUUCCUCGAAGGCGGUUGUGACCCCGGCCGCCGCCCACGCCCCCGCGGGCGGCAUCGACGGCAGCAUCGGCGGCGGCGGCGGCGGCGGGGAGGGGGAGGGGGGGCGGGGACGUCGGACGGAGCCGCGGCGUCGGCGCCGAGAUGCCCGUCUACAUCUCUUUUGGCUUUUCUUUUUUUCUUUUUUUUAUUUGUCUGAUUCUGUAUAUCAUUUGUACAUAACGCACCGAUAUUUGUCUUGUUAUACAACACAGUGGAUGAACCGACGUUUCUUUA